AUGGUGGAAACACGACACGGGUCCCACAUGAACGAUGGACAAAAUGGCGGAUCACAACCAGAUGGGCAAGGAGGACAGCCCGACUUAAUUCAACUGAUGCAAGCAUUUGUUGCUGCUGCUGCUGCUAACCCUCAACAGCCACAACAACAACAACAUGGACCUCUAACCAGGAGUAGAUAUCAACUUUUGGAUGCAUUCUGCAAACAUCGCCCUCCGAUCUUUUAUGGGGAAGCAAACCCUAGUGCUGCAGAAGCAUGGAUCAAACAAAUCUCCAAGUACCUGGAAGUACUUAAUGUGACCAAUGCGGGUGAUCGCAUUGCCUUAGCAACAUUUCAGAUGCAAGGGGAAGCAGAUCAUUGGUGGGAUUUGAUUAAAACCACUCAUAAUCUGACAACUAUGACCUGGCGGAUGUUUGAAAACCUUUUCCUUGAAAAAUACUUCCAAGCCAUGGCCCAGGAAUUUAUGGACUUGAAGCAGCGUACUCUGACAGUAACCCAGUAUGCUGCCCGUUUUGAAGAACUCACGCGUCAUGCAACUACUAUAGUACCCACCGAUGAUGCAAAGGCAAGGAAGUUCGAAUGGGGUCUGUCCCACUGUAUUCGUACUAGUGUGGUUUCUCAUGAGUAUCACACCUAUGCAGAGGUGGUGAGAUGUGCACUUAUGAUGGAACGCGAGAAAUCUAAUUCAAAGUCAACCUGGGAGGCGCAAAAGAAAAAUGGCCCGUCGGUUGGAGGACCAAUGCGAACAAAUCACAACAAGACUAUUGUCGCUCAAACAACCUAUUACCAGAACAACCCUCGCCCUCUACAGAACAACUGCCCAAAACUUAUUGGAUCUGGGAAUUUUGGGCAAGGGGGACAGCAGCAAUUUCAGGCUCGACCGUCAGGGUUUAGGAACCAGAAUCCGGUUAAUCCGAACCAACAGAAGAUCGGAUGGAAUCGGCAACAAUUCUGUCCUUUUCAGAACAAUGCAGGCGGACAGAAUAAGCCAACAGAAGGUAGAGUCUUUGCUCUGCAAGGCACCGAGCAAGAUACUGAGGAGGUGUAUAACCCAUCAGUGAUACAAGGUACUCUUAUACUAUAUAACACUUGUAUUCAAGCAUUAUUCGAUUCAGGAGCUUCGCACUCUUUCAUAUCUGCUGCAUGUGUUUCUACUCUUGGACUAGAAACAGAACUUCUAGGGACGACGAUGCAUGUAACCUCACCAUUAGGCAGUAAAAUUUCUAUGGGGUUAAUCUGUAAGGGGUGCGAAUUAGAAGUAUCUAACUUGAGAUUAACUUUCAACCUACGAGUAAUCGACAUGACAGACUUUGAUGUCAUACUUGGAAUGGAUUGGUUAUCCGCGCAUCGCACUGUCAUAGAUUGCCAUCGGAAGAUGGUGACAACGUAUUCACCAGAUGGUACGUGCUUCAAAUUUAAGGGGGAUAGACAAGACCCCUGCGCUAUAACCACACACCGAUCAAGGUGGCAUGAUAAGCUUUCUGGCUGGCUAGCAAGCCUCAAGCUAAAGGAGAUAGAUCGUAUGGAACUCGGUCUUCCUCAUAUUGUGUGUGAGUAUGAGGACGUGUUUCCUGAUGAGUUACCUGGACUGCCGCCACAUCGGGACUUGGAUUUCAUGAUCGAGUUACAACCAGGCAUGGCACCAAUAUCCAUGGCACCAUACAGAAUGGCACCAGCGGAACUACGAGAGUUGAAGACUCAGCUACAAGAAUUAAUGGACAAAGGUUUUAUCCGACCCAGUACAUCACCGUGGGGCCCCAGCUUUAUUCGUCAAAACGAAAGAAGGAACACUCAGACUCUGCAUUGA
Molecule: messenger RNA, 1806 nt
Organism: Rhododendron vialii
Lineage: Eukaryota; Viridiplantae; Streptophyta; Magnoliopsida; Ericales; Ericaceae
Exons: 2
Coding region: 1-1806 (601 amino acids)
Biological process (GO): proteolysis
Molecular function (GO): aspartic-type endopeptidase activity
Source: RefSeq, a predicted model, not a curated record